Messenger RNA from Scleropages formosus (Asian bonytongue), 5657 nucleotides. Its product is annotated as pappalysin-1-like. The record is from RefSeq and is a predicted model, not a curated record. Gene Ontology annotation, biological process: cell surface receptor signaling pathway; proteolysis. The transcript is spliced from 22 exons. Bases 590 to 5542 code for a protein of 1650 amino acids. NCBI's taxonomy places the organism in Eukaryota, Metazoa, Chordata, Actinopteri, Osteoglossiformes, Osteoglossidae. Gene Ontology annotation, molecular function: metalloendopeptidase activity.
AUUGUUGUUAUUUCAUUUUAAUCUCUGAUUUUAAUGCGGCUUGACGAGAUGCGCGAGGAAACAAAGAUGGGCAGAAGAACAAGUGUGCGCGUCGCGGUGGACAAGUGUCUGCGCGGCUCUUUCAGGUGAACCGGUGCGCGUUCGCGGAGGUUCCCGGCGGUCGGGUGGGGUAAGAUGAGGGGGCUUUCUGACCCUCCGACCCUGAUUGAUCACUCAUUACUCGUCCCUCCACUCUAAUGAGAUCCACUCAAGUGUGGGGGGGGCGGCGUGGGGCACUUGCGUGGAUGCGCUCCGUCCUCCUCAAUCCGCCUUCAAGUGCUUUACUUUCUGCUUUAAGGGGCAAAAAGGGGUCGUGCUUAACAUUAUAAGGGGGUGGGGGGGGGGGGAUAAGAUCGUCGCCUCGCUGGAGUGCAAGGAAGGGAUCCGCUCCUGGCCAAGAAGAAGCCGCGAGGAAGCUUGAAGGAGAAAACCCUCCCGAGAUCCCAUCCUGACACUUACUCCUUUGUAUUGUUUCUUCUUGCGAGAAGUUCUUCUCCUCCUUCCUACUCCUCCUCCUCCUCCUCCUCCUCCUCCUCACUCUUGUUGGAAAAUGAAACUUUGCGCAUCUCUGCCCGGUCUGCCGCCCCUGCUGCUGGUGCUGGUGGCCACCAUCUCCAUCCUGAGCUGUGGAUCAGAGUGCGGGACGCUGUGGUCCAGGGGAAGGUCCAAAAGGGACUUGGUGCGCAUCAGGGAAGCCCGGGCCACCUUCCCCGGGGCUUGUGGAACUCGGCUGCCCCGGGGGAAGCGCUCCUUGGCCGCACUGGACCACCACCGCCACCCUCACCAGCAGCCCAGCCGGCGGCGCUCCUCCCCGCCGCUGGACAGCUCUCCGGGGCCGGGCAAAGCCGUCUACUUCACGGGCAGAGGAGACCAGAUACGGCUGAAGCCCAGCGUGGAGAUACCCAGAGGGAACUUCACUCUGGAGAUGUGGAUCCGAGCCGAGGGGGGUCAGAGAUCCCCUGCUGUCAUCGCAGGUUUAUAUGACAAGUGCUUCUACGCUUCCAGUGACCGAGGCUGGCUGUUGGGCAUUAAGACAAUGAGCGAGCAGGGCAACCGCGACCCUCGCCUCUUCUUCUCCCUUAAAACCGACCGUGCCCACAAGGCCACUUCCAUCACAUCUAAUGCUCGCUACCUACCCAACCACUGGAUGCAUGUGGCGGUCACCUACAAUGGACUGCAGAUGAAGCUGUUUGUGAAUGGGGCCCAGGUGGCUGUAAGCCGUGAACAAUCGGGUGAGGUCUUUAGUCCGCUCACCAGGAAGUGCAAAGUGCUCAUGCUGGGUGGCAACGCCCUGAGCCACAAUUACCGAGGUGCUGUCGAGACUCUGAGCCUCUGGCGGGUGGCACGAUCUCAACUAGAGAUCACACAGGACAUGCAAGGCUCACCACAGCUACGGGACCCAGCAGAGCUUGUGCUGACUGAGACUUUUGAGCACCCAGCACGCAAGUGGCUGACUGUGAAGGACGGCGCCUUUCCGGAGCCUGUGUCCGAUUCUUUUAGAGGGGGGUUGCUAGAUGCGGCCUUGGAACCGCCACCAUGUGGCCAGACGGUCUGUGAUAAUGUGGAGGUUGCAACCAACUACAACCGCUUCUGGAACUUCCGGCGGCCCAAGACGGUGCGCUACCGUGUGGUGAAUGUGCACGAUGACAAUGGUCGGAAGCCCACCGUCACACCACAGCAGAUCCACCUCCAGCACCAACAUCUGAACGACGCCUUUGCCCCCUACAACAUCACAUGGGAGCUGAGCGUGCACGAAGUGCGCAACUCCUCGCUCCGCCAGCGCCUGGUGUUGGCCAACUGUGACAUCAGCAAGGUAGGGGAUGAGGAAUGUGACCCGGAAUGCAGCCACACGCUCACGGGCUUUGACGGUGGAUACUGCAAGAAGCAGAAAGGCAGCUGUCCUGGGCACAAGCUGGGAAAUGGCCGCUGUGACCCCGAGUGCAACUGGGACAACUACAACUAUGACAACGGAGAUUGCUGCAACCCCAACAUCACUGACGUGACCAAGAACUGCUUCAACCCAGCCUCGCCUCUCAGGGCUUACUUGGACGUGAAGGAGCUGAAAGAGAUCUUGAAGCUGGAUGGUUCCACACACCUCAAUGUCUUCUUCGCCAACUCCUCAGACGAAGACCUGGCCGGGGUCGCCACUUGGCCAUGGGACAAGGAGGCCCUGACACAUUUGGGUGGGAUUGUCCUGAACCCUUCCUUCUACGGCACUUUUGGCCACACCCACACCAUGAUCCAUGAGAUCGGCCACAGCCUGGGUCUCUACCAUGUCUUUCGCGGAGUCUCCGAGGUGGAGUCCUGCAACGACGCGUGCCUGGAGACGGAGGCCUCCCUGGAGACGGGCGAUUUGUGUGCCGACACCAACCCCACACCCAAGUACAAGCACUGCCGGGACCCUGAGCCCGGCAACGACACCUGCGGCCGUCGCCACUUCUCAUACACACCGUUUCAUAACUACAUGAGCUACACAGAUGAUGACUGCACGGACUCCUUCACUCUGAACCAGGUGGCAAGGAUGCACUGCUACCUGGACCUCAUCUAUCAAUCGUGGCAGAUGGACAGCCGGCCACCACCAGUUCCACUGGCACCCCAGGUGGUGGGGCAGGAACAGGACGCCAUCACGCUCGAGUGGUUCCCACCCAUCACAGGCCACUUCUACGACAGAGAAGUGGGAUCAGUGUGUGACAAGUGCACAGAGGGGAGGGUCCUCAUGCAGUAUGCCUCCAAUUCCUCCUCACCACGUCCAUGCGCCCCCUCGGGACACUGGAGUCCACGUGAGGCCGAAGGCCCUCCAGAUGUGGAGCAAGCAUGUGAGCCCAGUGUUCACACCUGGAGCCCCAACGCUGGCAUGGAGCCCAGUACGGUGGGCUCUCCGCCAUGCCCUCAGCAGGGCUGCAUGCUCCAGCUGGAGUUUGCCCAUCCGCUGGUGCCUGAUACCCUCACAGUGUGGGUCACCUUCUACUCACCUGAGGAGAGCCAGCUGCCUGCCAUCCACAACAUUGUGCUUCUGACGGUGGGCGGUCGCAAUGUCUCUCUGGGGCCGGCGCAUGCCUUCUGCGACACAGCACUCACACUGCGGCUCUCCGUGGCCGAGGAGGUCUAUGGUGUGCAGUUUUUCACCACCGAGCAGCACCUGGAGAUCGACGCCGCUCUGCUCGCCUCAAAGCCCAACUGCCCACUUUGCCGGAACUGCCAGCCUCUCCUCUAUCGCCUGCUGCGUCAUCCGCCAUUCCCUGAUGCCCCACUGGGCCGUGACAUGCCCGACUCCAGCCGCAGAUAUGUGGACAGGGAUGUGGAAGCUGGGACAAUUUACACAUACCGAGUGGUGACCAUCUCGAGGGGAACCGAGAGCGAGCCUUCCCCAGAACUCACCCACGAGCUUGGAGCACCUUACUGUGGCGACGGGGUCAUUCAAAAGUUUCUCGGCGAAGAGUGUGACGACAUGAAUUCCGCCAAUGGGGAUGGCUGCUCCAGCCGCUGCAGGAAGGAGCCGUUUUUCAACUGCGUUUAUGAACCCAGUCUCUGCUACUUCUAUGAUGGAGAUGGCAUGUGUGAGGACUUUGAACGGGAGACCAGCGUGCGAGACUGUGGUCUGUACACUCCCAGUGGCUUCCUGGACCAGUGGGCCCAAACAGUGGAAGCCUCCCAUGAGGAGCGUCUGUACUGCCCCGCUGAGGUGGCUGCUGGGUACCCAACACUGACCAAGACCUGCCAGUCCAAAGUGUUUGACCUGUCAGAUGGAGUAUCUCAAUAUGCCUGGUUCCCCUGUCGUGAAUCUCCACAACCCAGCUGGCAGCCCCAGUACUGGCUCAAGGCACACUUUUCUCACCCUAUGGUGGCCACAGCGGUCAUUAUACACCUGGCUGCUGAUGGAACCAGCUACAUCGACCAGACACAGCGCAACGUCACUGUUCAGCUCAUCGACAUCAAUGACCAGACGCACAGCUUAGGUGAGUGGCGGCUGACCUGCAGAAACAACCCUCUGGUGGUCCCUGUGGUCCAUGACCUAAGUGUGGCCUUCUACCGCACACGGGCCAUCAUUGUGUCCUUCAGCUCCCACCUGGUAGCCAUCUCUGGUGUGGGCUUGCGCUCCUUCCAGUACUUCGACCCCAUCACCAUCAGCAGUUGCCAGAGCAAUGAGAUUUACAACCCCAUGGGUCAGAGCUGUGUCCAUUACUCCUGUGAGGCCAUUGAGUGCCCAGAGCCAUUGGUGCGCAAUGCAGAGGUGACCUGCAACAGCCAUGGGUACCUCAAUGGGGCUCGUUGCACUAUCAUCUGCCGUCGUGGGUACGUGCUUCAGAUCCACAGGGAUGAUGAUAUCAUCAAGACCCAGUCGGACUCCACUGUGACAAUAACCUGUGCGGACGGCAAGUGGAACAAGCAGGCGUCCUGUGAGCCUGUGGACUGCGGCCUGCCGGACAAGUAUCAUGUGCACCCAGCCAUUUUCAGCUUCCCUGAGGGCACAACGUAUGGCAAGCAGUGCACGUUCGAGUGCAGGGAUCCCGCACAGCUUGUUGGCUCCAACAACACGCUCACGUGCCUAGAGGAUGGCCUGUGGUCAUUCCCCGAGGCGCUGUGCCAGCUCCGCUGCCCUGCGCCUCCACCCAUGCCCCACGCCACACUGCAGACCAAGCGCUGUGCUGCCAGUGACCUCAAGGUCGGCUCUCUCUGCAAGUACAAGUGUGAGCCGGGCUACCACGUCACCGGCAAGCCCAGGAGGCGGUCCUUCAAGGUACAGUGCACAGAGGAUGGCAGCUGGCUGGAGGGCUCAUGUGAGCCAGUCACCUGUCCUCCUCCACCACCUAUCUUCUAUGGGGCUUACCAGUGCACCAACAACUUUCAGUUUGACAGUAACUGCUGGAUUGACUGCGGCGCCAAUGGCAGUGGUAGUCAUAGCAGUGGCGGUAAUGGCAGCGGCAGCAACGACACGGUGAGGCCAGCUGCUCCAUGCCAUCAGAACCCAAACAACAAUGUGAUUAGAUGCAAGAAAGAUGGGAAUUGGACCGGGUCCUUCAAGCUCUGCCCUCAUAUUAAGGGACAGUGCUCCCUUCCUCAGAACCUAAACCCUAACGUCCGGCUGAACUGUAAGAAAGGCCACGGAAUAGGUGAAGAGUGUGAGUUGACAUGCAAAGACAUGAACAGCAAUGUGGUUCUCCUUCAUAGCAACGUAACCGCCGACAUUGCCAUGAAACAGUACUGGAUGAACCCACCCAAAGUGAAGAGCAUUGUAUGUACCAUGGGACUACGGUGGUAUCCUCACCCGGAGGACCUUCACUGCAUCAAAGGCUGUGAGCCUUUCAUGGGUGACAACUAUUGUGAUGCCAUCAACAACAGAGCCUUCUGCAACUAUGAUGGAGGAGACUGCUGCCAAUCCACAGUGAAGACCAAAAAGGUGAUUCCGUUCCCCAUGUCCUGCGACAUCCGCAGUGACUGCGCGUGCCGGGACCCGAAUGCCCAGGAAAACAGGGACGGGAGCCAUGCUGGGGCACUGGGCUGAGCCAAGUGAGGGACCUUCCGCAGGGAGAGGGGCAACAUGCUGCUUACAGGAGAGCCUCCCCGCCUCACACUGCACCUCUCACCUCCUGCAACUUGCCAGCCGCACCAUACUUGGA